UUGAGCAGCGAUACAAUGUCUGUUCCUGAUUGAUGUGGACAGAAGAGAAGCUGCUGGGUGAGGUCUGCUGUUGUACCAGAGCAAAUAAUGGGGCAAAGCGGUAAACUCGGGUCAUAAAAGCCUCAGAAUUCAUCUUGUUAGUGGGAUUUUUAAACUCAGAUAUUUGUUCUUUCAGUUUUGCGGCGCCUCUCUCAUUAACACACCAUGUUAGCUGCUCGCUGCUAGCCGCUAACGCCUAAUGCCAGUGCACCUGUGUCCGGCUUCUUUGUCUCACUCUUGUCGGUAUCUUAAUUUUCUCCCCGUCUGUUAAUGACUUUGCUAAGAUAAACGUUAGCUACUUUUAUUUAAAUUUCAUCCUCUAAUGUAGAAAGCUUGAGUCACCCGUAUCCGACGUGCGCUGUCAAAGCUAGACAAAGACCUGGCGACUGUCUCCGUCCAGAAAUGUAUGAUGUGAACUCUGCAUGCGUCCUACUGGAUAUUUAUACACCCAAAUAGUCAAGCUAGUCCCGAAACUAAGAAAUGGCGUCCUCCAAAGCAAAGGUCGGAGUCAACAGUGAGACCCAGAAAGAAAGUAAAGGCAACGCCAGCAGUUCAGCUGGAGAAGCAUCACCAAAUAACCGGAUAUACUGCCUUGAUGACCUGGAGACUAUUGCCACAGUUGGCACGGGGACUUUUGGCCGAGUCUUCCUGGUCAAGGACAAGAAGAGCAGGGCCUUCUUCGCCCUAAAGCAGAUGAAGAUCCCCGACGUGAUCCGACUGAAGCAGGAGCAGCACGUCCACAACGAGAAGGAGGUGCUGACAGAGGUCAACCACCCCUUCCUCAUCCGACUGUUCUGGACCCACCACGAUGAACGUUUCCUCUACAUGCUGAUGGACUACGUGCCCGGCGGCGAGCUGUUCAGCUAUCUCCGCAGUCGUGGGCGCUUCAGCAACGCGACGGGCCUCUUCUAUACCUCGGAGAUCGUAUGCGCUAUCGAGUACCUCCACUCCAAAGAAAUCGUGUACCGAGACUUGAAGCCGGAGAACAUCCUGCUGGACAGCGAAGGACACAUCCGGCUGACUGACUUCGGCUUUGCUAAGAAGCUCUCUGACAGGACCUGGACUCUGUGUGGCACUCCUGAGUAUUUGGCUCCCGAAGUCAUCCAAAGUAAAGGUCACGGCCGAGCGGUGGACUGGUGGGCUCUGGGCAUCCUCAUCUUUGAAAUGCUGGCUGGGUACCCGCCGUUCUUUGAUGACAAUCCAUUUGGAAUCUAUCAGAAGAUUUUGGCCGGAAAACUGGAAUUCCCACGCCAUCUGGAUUUCUAUGUCAAAGACCUCAUCAAGAAAUUUCUGGUCAUUGACCGAGCCAGACGGCUAGGAAACAUGAAGAACGGAGCAGAUGAUGUGAAAAAGCACCGAUGGUUCAAGACAAUUGACUGGGAUGCGGUUCCUCUGAGGAAACUGAAGCCUCCAAUAGUUCCUAAAGUUUCCCAUGAAGGCGACACCUCCAACUUUGAUAUCUACCCAGAGGACAACUGGAAGAAAGACCCUCCUGUGCCUCAAAAGGACUUGGAGAUCUUCAAGAACUUCUGAACUCUCGGCCUGGCUUAUUUAUUGAUUGAUUGGUUGGUUUAUUGAUGGAUUAUGCUGAGAAUUGACACAACAUAAUGUAAAGGUACUGUUACAGGUACUAUCAUGACGAAAAUACUUAUUUAUCAAAGCAGGAGGAGUCACAUUUUAUCUUUAAUAACGACUUCCCUGAACUCCAAAUGACAGAUGCUGUGACAUGUAUCAAACCACAGAGAUGAUUUGCUUUUGAUAUUUUUAUUUAUCUGACUAAAGUCAAAUCUUUGUUGUUUUAAUUUUAUGAUUUUUUUAAAUCAUUGUUGUUUUUUUUCUCUGAGCCUGCUCAUAUGCAAAAAGAAAAAAAAAAAUCUGGUUCCUUUGAAACCAAAAGACUGUUACUUUCUAGGUUCAAAACUGAAUAAUCAGGUCUUUUUUUAUAUCGUCAUGUUUUAUAUUUUCUCUCUUUUUAAAAAUGUUCAUGUAGUCAUAUUUAAUGUGACUCCAGACUGGUGCUGUAACUGUCAGCUGGCCAGUACUCAUUAAUGACUUAUUAUACUGUUUGUAGUCAGACACUUUAUUUUAAAAAUGCGUGACAGGUAGCACUUGUAAAAAGGUGCCUUACACCACAGUUUGAUGGGAGUAUUGUCUCGCAGUUACAUCACUUGAAAUCAGCAGCACUAAUGGAAGUGAAAUGGUCGGACUCUCAGCGAAUGUGAGGUUGUAAAGAACCGGCUGCUCUCCUGCUGUAAAGCUGUCUCCUCCCAGCUCUGUUAUUUCCUCCUGCAGCUCUGCAACAGAUUCAUCCACAGCCACAGUUCUUUGUUAUUGUACAGCCACAGCUGGUCUACAGACUUUCCCAUCACACCUUCAGUCAUCAUCAUCAUCAUCGUCACUGUCAUGCUUCUAAAGCCGAGUCAUGUGAGGUGAAACUCACGUUUAACCUCGAUGUCGUCAGUAUUCAUCAGCAUUUCAGUUGAUAUUUCAGAACACGUCCACCCUCAAGAUUUUCAUUCUGUGCCUCGGCCUCCGUUGCUGUGCAGCCAACUAAACUGAAAACGUCUCAUUAGCAGGUGUUGCGACAGAAAACAGCAGCAGGUCUAAACAAAGCGGCAUUGUUUCACUGUUGGAGGCCGGCGAUGCUGCGUGUACACUUAAAUCCUCUAUCAGUGUCUUCACAGGCGGCUUUCAUGUAAAGCAGUUAGUGCUGAGCGGCAUUGGCUUUAUGUUUUUUCUUACGAUACACUAUGAGCUGAAGCUGGGCUCAGAAUACAGGAGUAGCUUUACACUCCCUCCUCCAGGUUAUUCAGUGGGAUUAUGUAAUAAUCUGUGUUGGUUAGUCUGUCAGCAACAUUACUCAAAACGGACUUGAUUUGGAAUACAUUUUCAGGGAAGGUCAAACUUGACACAAGCACCAAGUGAUUAGAUUUUGGCAGUGAUGCGGCUUAUAGUGUGGAUCCACAGAUUUGUUAAAGGUUUCUUCAUCAUUGUGAGACAGCGUCCCGGCGUCACUGUAACCAUGACAACAAGUGAACACCACAUCAGCUGCCUGCUGAUGAUCACAUCAUUGUGAUCCUACUACAAGUCGACCGUUGUGGACUUAUCGAGACUUGUCAAUCGAAAAUUAUACAAGAACAAUUGAUUAAAUUGUGGGGAUGUUUCAAAAUCCCAUCAAUUCCCACUGCCCGCUACAUAUUUGCGAUCUGGUAUCCGUACAUAAUGUACACAUGCAUAACACACACCUGUGCUCAGCUCAAGGUAGUUUUGUUUGUGGGUACAUCUAUAUUAAAUGGCCACAUUCUAUGGUGCCAUGAUUUCUGCCACAAAUUUUUUCAAGAUUUUGUCCGUCGAAAAUGAUACAAUAACUGAGCGGCCUUGGGGAGAACUACGCACUCUGAGUGCUUUUCUUGUGAGGUAAUGGGAUCGUCAACGUCAACUCACAGACUGAUUAACAUCAAACAUGAUUGAAGUUAGCGGAGAUACUUAUGAUUAACAUUCUAGCCCCUGACUCUAACUGUAGCCUGAAACUUCAAAUCUCACAGCUCAUCUCAGUCACGUUUCCAGACUCAUUUAGCUUCUGCUUUUGGCUUUUCCUACUGCAAAGUAUUAUGCGCAAUUGUUGCGAUUACAUGACGCAGUGCACAAUAAUCUUAAUAUAUUGUAAUGUGGUGUCAACUACCAGCUAUUUUAACAGUCGAAUUAUAGAUUGAUUAUUGAAACGAAUCAUUCUAGGUAUAAAUUGCACAAUUACUAGCUCACAUAUAUAUAUAUAUCAUAUUUCACUAUCUGCUUUUAAAUUCAGCUUUAAGUUGUUUUAGGCACAAGCUAACUUGAAAUAAUAGCAGUAAAGAUGCUUGUGUACUUUUGUCUUUGUUUGUUUUUGAUACCGAGCUUUGUGAAAUUAAAAAGUUGUUCAAACCAGAACACACAGUGAUGCCACCAACUAACUGAGAUUUAAUUUACCGACACCACUCUUUUCCUGUCUUUGGUUUUGUGUCCUUGUCCGAGAUUAGCAAGUAAAGCAACCAUGUGUUGGGAUUUUAAAACCCCUGUAGCGUGAGCCCAGCUUAACCAAUCAGACACUCUUAAAGAAUCAGCUGAUCGCCACAAAGUAAGCCCAAAUAAUUGCCGCUGUUUUAUUUCAGCAAUGAGGAAAUGUUCCGAUCUCGACAACUGUAUGUAAAUUUGGAAAAACAGGCAGCAAGUUGUUGCUAGCAUCUAAGAUUACAGCAGCAGUCCCUUAAAUUCAACUAAAAACAGCACAGCUAACUUUGGAACGAAUGAAUGAAUUCGACUCUGCAUGAGAAGAAUGCAGAGAUGUUGGUCUGAACAAAGCCAAUGUUUUAUUGGACGUUUUGACAUCUACGUCUUGAGAAAACACUUGAAACAAAAAGUUCUUGGCUUCCAUCACCUGACAUUCACAUCCAUUUAUUUCCAUUUAGGUGCCAUCGUCAUCCAAAUUGCAGAAUUCUUCCUCCUGUUUCAUUUAAUUUUCUCUCAGAGCACAAACUGCUGUAGAACUCGCUGUACAUGUAAUAUAAUGACUAAUGUUCUUUCCUUUUUGUUAAGACAGAAGUACCUACCAUCAGUUUUAAUAAAGCCUUGCGACAAAGAGAUGUGGAACAUAUUUAUCAGUUGAAAAAAAUACACUAAAAACAACACAAAAGGAAAAUAUAAGGGGACUGUUCAGAUUUUAGUCAGAGUUUGUUUCAAUAGAAAAGAUAAACAGGCAAAAUUGCACAUAAAUGACCCCAAUGCUGUAGUGUUAGAAUAUAAUGACUCUAAAGUAUCAAGAAAGUAUUGCCUCAUUUAAUUUAAAUUAAGUAAACUGAAAUGAUCUAACAACACUGAAGCCUGGACCUCAGCCCUCACAGCUCACUGUAAAUAAAGCAACAUCACCAUCCAUCUUUCUUCUAUCUAUAUAGUCACAAUUGUUUUCCCACUCUUCUCUGUAAUGUCGAACACAUCACGUCCCAUUGCCUGUCAGCCAGUUAUCAUAUACACAGUUAGCAAGUCCAUUCAUCCAGUCGCCCGCUUUCUUAGUAGAAGCUGCUCUGAAUACGUCUCGAACAGCAUUCUUCUCUGCACUUUUAUUACAGUGUUCAAAUCAAUGCAGCAGAACCGGAGUUUUUCUUCCUCCUUGUGUUGUUCUUCCUCUUCAAAAUCUGGCUCCUACAUUACCCACAAUGCAACUCUUCCAGCUGCAGUUUGGUCCUUUGAAGGGUUUCAGCAAAACUCCUCAUGGUUAGACAAGAAACUUUCUGAGACAAAAACUAUGGUAUCAGACAGAAUGAGGACACUCCUGUGCAAAAAUGUCAAAUACUUCAAAACUGUAUCACUUUACAGUAAUCACACUGCUUCUAAGUAGUACACUAAGUCGUAAUGUAAAUAUAUUUCAGUGUAUCACAGAUAGUCUAUAAAUGUCAUCCUUCCAUCAUAUUUUACCCUCUAUUACAAUCACUCACCUCAGUUCUUCACUGUCAGACUAGGCAUUCACUAUGGCAGUCCUGGCAGUGAAGAACUGAGGUGGGUAUGUGAUUGUAUGAUCACACCACAUAUUAGAACCAAUCUGAGCAAAGCAAUUUUGUCUUGUUCUCAUCUGUCCUAAUAAUGUGCUCCUAGUAUUUAUCUGACUGCUUUUGUCAUGUUCUUUACGAAAGUUUUAUUUCGCAAUUUUGUACAGAAAAACAAGCAAGGUUUCGUUUGUUUCAUCAUCCAUAGCAUCCACAUAAUGUCACGUACCGGGCUUUGCAAAAGUUCUGUUACACUCGGUUUCAUGAUCUUUAGAGACGUUUACAUGUCGGAGUGAAAAAUUCCAUUAAAUAAACUGAAAGUUCUACCUUAUAGGCAGGGGUCCUUAAUACAAAUUUUUUUCUCCGGUGAAGUUGUAUCAAGAUGGAAGUCAAAAGAGUUGAGAUAUCUGCUCUCCUUCGUGCUGAACAUCAGCCGGAUGACCGUCCACAGAGUCGCGGAGAGGCUCAAGAAUGGUGAAGAUCUUUCAGGUCUUCACCAUUCUUGAUAGAUCAGUGAAAGAUCUUCACCAUUCUUGAGCCUCUCCGCGACCCUGUGGACGAUCAUCUGGCUGAUGUUCAGCUGCUUGGCUCUGUCAGACUUGUUGUGGCCAGCAUGAAGAACAAAUUUGUGUUAAGGACACCUGCCUAUAAGGUAGAACUUUCAGUUUGUUUAAUGGAAUUUUUCACUCCGACAUGUAAACGUCUCUAAAGAUCAUGAAACCGUGUAACAGAACUUUUGCAAAGCCCGGUAAUGCAAUGUCUUCCAGACUGAGCUGUCUCAAAAACUCUCCACGGACAAGCCCUGAGUGAAGUCUGAAGCAUUUGUCUAUUUUUAAGAGGAGUUCACUGUCUGUGGCGUCAUAUUAGGCGGAUGGCCACGAUGACCAUGAUUCUCAUUCUGUAAUUCCUGAUUGCUGCUGCAGCUGUUUAAUCAGAUUUUUUUUUUUGUUGGUCAAUGAUCCCCCUGUAUUAUUUUCCAUCCUUGUCCAGUUUUAUGAUUAGAUUAUUUAGUUCUUUUGUCAGUUUUACUCCGCCAAGGAACGCAACGAAGUUGUGUGACCAUCGGUAUACGUUUGUCCGUCUGUAUGUCUGUCUGUCAGCAACAUUACUCACAAACAGACUUACAGAUUUGAAUGAAAUUUUCAGGGAAGGUCAGAAGUGACACAAGGACUAAUUGAUUAGAUUUUUGGCAGUGAUGCGGCUCAUAGUCUGGAUCCACGGAUUUGUAAAGAUUUCUGUCAUUGUGAGAUAGCGGCACGGCAUCACUGUAGCUAUGACAACCAGUGAACACUACGUCAGAUGCCUGCUGACGAUCACAUGAUCGCGAUCCUACUAUAAAUCGAUCACUGCGGACUUACCAGGACUUAUCCACGGAAAUCAUACAAGGAACAAUUGAUUCUUUUGUGGGGGUGUUUACGAGUCCCGUCAAUUCCUGCCGCCUGCUACAUAUUUAGGUCACACAAUUCAGUAUCCGUACAUAAUGUACACAUGCAUAACACAUGCCUGUGCUCAGCACAAGGUCAUUAAAGAUUUCAUCUGUCGGAAAUGACACAAUGACUGAGCAGCCUUGGCAGAGUGUUGCACGCAGACAUAUAGUUUCAAAACAGAAAAACUUCUGGUGUUCACCGUCUUUUUUAAAAGCAUGGUCGUGCUUUUACUUUUGUUUCAGUGAUCACAGGUUGUUCAAAGUUUGUUUUGUUGCAUUGACUUUCGGCGUUGGGGACUGUAUUUUUAGUAUUGUCUUUCUAAAUUAUUUGUCUGAUUAUUCAUAACAGGAAGUAACUUGAUGUUCAACCUAUAAGUAACACUACUGUUGGAAGGUGAUGCAGCUUUUAAUCAUUUGGCAUUUAAGCGAUAUUGCACAGGAGUAAACUCACUUCUGUUGUUUACUCUAAGUACACUUUAUGUUUAGACUUUCAUAGAUGAUAAGGUGAAUUUAACAAAUAAGAUCAAGCACUCUGCUCCAGGAAAAUAGCAAACUUCAAAGUAUUGGCACCAAAUAUUAAAAUAUGGCAGCUUCAGUUCAACAAUAGACUGAAUGCAUUGUUUUUGAAGACACAUACUAGUCAACCCAGUACAGACAUUUACGUUUAAAGGUCAUCCACAGUAUACGAUAUAUGGGAAUGCACAGAAACUAGUAUGUAUUACCAUCAUAUUCAGUAGCAGCUGUGUGUGUGUGUCCUUGUUAUAUGUAGCUCUUAUAUGUAGGAAAAAAGAAUCGGCAAGCUUCACAAUGUCUGUAAUAUCACAGUCCACACUGUAUUUAAAGCUUUUUCUGCUGAGUAGGAGAACAUGCUUUAUUGGUGCUCAUCCAUUUAGAAUGUUUUUUUGUACAAUGCAUGUGUUGUUUUUACUGUCCAGUCCAAACCCACGUUGUCUUUCCCAGCAAUCUGCUUUCUGAUUCUCAACCUUUGCCUUGAAAAUGUUUUUGUUGGAGCAAUGAUUCAUCGUUUUCUACCCAAUACAUAGCAAUGCCUUUUAAUAUACAGUAACUCCCUUUAUACCUUUAGUUAUGGAACUUUAAGCAAUGACAUAUGUUUGUAUGAAGACCAAAGCGUCUUUGGAAAUGUUCGAAGAAACUGAUAAGAAAGAAACCUGUUCUCUUUUCUCUUC
Acanthochromis polyacanthus (spiny chromis) is the source of this 8168-nucleotide messenger RNA. RefSeq names its product protein kinase X-linked (gene prkx). Gene Ontology annotation, molecular function: ATP binding; protein serine/threonine kinase activity. Gene Ontology annotation, biological process: protein phosphorylation. Bases 520 to 1572 code for a protein of 350 amino acids. The record is from RefSeq and is a predicted model, not a curated record. Lineage: Eukaryota; Metazoa; Chordata; Actinopteri; Pomacentridae. The transcript has 8 exons.